GACAAGCUAGGCACUGCAGACGCGCACGCCAUUGAAGAAGUGGAGAAAGCGUUUGGCUACCGAUUUAGAAAUCCACAGCUACUGGCUGCCCUACGAGCGUCUCCGAAUGGAGCACGUUGCGUUCCUUUUCAGCGCCUGGAAUUCCUGGGAGAUGCUGUGCUUUUGGUGGCUGUGUGCUGCCACGUCAUGCAGGAAUGCCCAGAGUUCGAUGAAGGCUACCUGUCUGAAACCUUGCACGCCUUCAUCUGCAACAGCUAUCUCUCCCGCAAGUUGGUCCGACGAUUCGGCCAGGCGCAAAAUCUCGCGUCCGUGUUCUUCCCUGGAGCCUCUUCGCCACAGCGAAUGCAGCUUCCGGGCUACGUGAAGUACAUCUUGAACAGUGAGGCAGAGACUGACUAUGUCAUCGGCCAGAGAGCUAGUGGGGUGACAGCUGUGACAGCUGCUGCUGCCUCCACAUGCAUGCGAAGGAUGCCAUCCUUCAUGCAGAACCAGGUGCCAGAAGCAGCCGUACACGGAAACUUCAAGUUCGUCGCAGAUAGCUACGAG
Molecule: messenger RNA, 546 nt
Organism: Symbiodinium pilosum
Lineage: Eukaryota; Dinophyceae; Suessiales; Symbiodiniaceae
Source: the annotation of a GenBank genome assembly